Dufourea novaeangliae is the source of this 417-nucleotide messenger RNA. RefSeq lists its product as uncharacterized. The record is from RefSeq and is a predicted model, not a curated record. NCBI's taxonomy places the organism in Eukaryota, Metazoa, Arthropoda, Insecta, Hymenoptera, Halictidae.
AUUCACAGGAUCGCUGGAAACGGCGAGAUAUUGUCGCGUAUCGUACCAGAAGAAUGCUGCUGGUACGCUGGUCAAUCGAGACGCGGAGGAUCGAGAAUUUCGGACAAUCUUCCGAAUUGCACAGCGUUCAUGGAUCGUUCCCAUCGCUCGAGGGACAAAGAAUGGAGCGGUUCUGCGGUUCAUCCGGGUGUGCAAGCGAUACUUCGUCAACGGGGGAGCUACGAGAACUUCCCGAACGGGCGAAACGACGGGAAUUACAUAGUGAUCGGCGCGGGAAGUUCGAGCGACAACGAAAGAACCGGGGACGACGAGUUCGUGGAGGGAACGGAGAAGCAAAUGAACGUGAAGAUCGAAGAAGAAGGCUCACCGAAACGCUCGAAUAUCGCUUUGAUAAAAAGGGAUGGAAAUGUUUGUUGA